AUGAUUUCAAUCUUUGAUGAAAUUGACACCAAAGUGAAUAACUGCACGCAGUUUUGACACUCAUUAGACGAGUACGCAUUGGAAGAUAUCAAAGAGAAUAAAAUAUUUGAAGGAGUUUUAAGGCUUCUGAGCGCAAAUAAACUGGGAAAAGAGAGACUAUUUGUUUUAACUAAAACAUCAAUAUACUCGUUUAACAAAAGGAAUGACCGGAUUCCUCAAUUAAUGUCUAAAAUCAACUGAAAACUUGUUGAAGCUUUCAUUGAACACAAUCUAGAAGAAGAACGUUACGGAUUUAAGAUAUUCCAAAAUACUAUAUCUCAAGAUUUUUUUGUUAAAAGUUCUGAGGAUCUAGAUAUAUGGAUCAACCAUCUUUCUUCCAUAUCAAUUAUGACUGAUUUAGAAGACGAUUAUUCAUUUAUAAAACAAAUCGGAAAAGGCAGCUUUGCAGAUGUUUAUCUUGCUCAAGAUUUAGAUAAUGAUGAUAAAUACGCCAUUAAGCGGAUCUCGAAAAAUAAAAGUCAGAUGAAUGCGAUUGGUAGCAAAGGGAUGAUAAAUGAAAUUGAAAUCAUGAGAAAACUUAAGCAUCCUUAUAUACUUACAUUGCACAAAAUUUAUGAAACUGAGCAUCAUAUAAAUUUAAUUUUGGACUAUGUAGAUUAGAUUAGAUUAAAUUAUAGCGGGCCUCUGGGAAUUAUUGCAGCCUCUCUCUGUCCUAAGGACAGUUUCGUGUUGGCGCUAAGCGCUAUCCUCGCACCACCUUUUUUGCCUCUGAUGUCACUAAAAAAUGGUGACGUCAAAGGUCUAACUGAGAGACAACCUAACCGAUCGGCACCACCUUUCUUGGUCCCAACAAUCAGCUGAAAGGCUCCUUAACCUUUGACAGGGCUCAAGAGUAUAGGUGAAUCGCCUUUGCCUAUUCCAUGGCCUGUCAGAGCCGUAUCGCAGGCUCGAGAUAGCUCCUAUGGAGUAGCAUGGGACUUUGCGCCGGUAGGGUUAUCCUCAGGUAAGGAAAAAAGACUUAGGGUCAGCCCCUAGUCCAAAAACCUACCCCGGAGAACUAUCUCCAUGUGCUCGCUUUCCUGGGUCGGAUCAACUCACGGGUCACCAUUAUUCCACAUCAGACCACACAUUUUAAUAAUUCUGAACUAUGUAGAAGGGGGUGAGCUUUUCCAAAGAAUAAUGCAAAAUGGCAAAAUCCUUGAGUCUUAUGCAGCUAAAUUCUGUGCUAAUUUAUUAGAUGCUCUUGAAUAUCUUCAUUCACAGAAUAUAAUGCAUAGAGAUCUGAAGCCAGAAAACAUACUAAUGGUAUCCAAAUUUAAUGAUUAUGAGUUUAAAAUCUCUGAUUUCGGCUUAGCAGUGCAAACACAAGAAAAACAAGAAUUAAGAUGUGGAUCCCCAGGGUAUGUUGCGCCUGAAAUAUUAAGAAAAGAGCCUUAUGGGAAAGAAAUUGAUCUUUUCAGCACUGGGAUUUUGAUGUAUGUCAUUUUAUCCGGGAGGGCUCCAUUCCCAGGAAAAGACACAAAAGAGAUUUUAUAUAGAAAUAAAGAGUGUAGAAUUUAUUUCCAAGAUAAAUAUUGAAAUGAAAUUUCUCAAAAAGCAAUUGACAUGGUCCAGAGGCUUACUGAUCCUAAUCCGGAGUUCAGGAUAUCAAUUAAUGAUGCCAAAGAGCACCCUUGAAUUUCUUUUUUGACAAAAAAAACUCAUAGAAAAAUAUAUGUCAUAAUGGAUCAUUUCACUAUAAUGUGAUUAAGAUUAAGUCUUAUAAUAUUAUCGAAUUCAUUUAUAAUACUUAGAAUACAUCCCAAAGCAAUUAGAAGAAUCAAAAGACAAAAUUGUAUCUCCAAGAAGUGGCAAUGCAAGUAUGAUUAAAAUCAGUUAUCGAGCACAUAAUGAAAAAAGAGGAGAGCAUGGUUUUGCAACAGAAAGGGUUGGAAAAGACAAGCAUAGCUGGGUAGGUGUAUUAUUGAAAAAACAUCACAAAAUAGUUACUCCUACCCAUAGGGCUAAAAUAAUGGCAUCAGGUGACGAAUAA
Molecule: messenger RNA, 2032 nt
Organism: Blepharisma stoltei
Lineage: Eukaryota; Ciliophora; Heterotrichea; Heterotrichida; Blepharismidae
Source: the annotation of a GenBank genome assembly